AGACAGACAUGCACUCACAACUAAUAAACAAUGUUAGCUCAUUAUGCUAGCCAACCAACAUGACUCAUCCUGCUAGUGCCCUUGAGACUGCAUUAGGGACCUUCUUGUCUUUGAAGGGAACACUGCUAUAAUGCUGGUGGACUCAGAGGGAGCGCUUAUUUCCAUAGAUCCCACCAUGCCCACCAACACUCCAAACUCCUUAUACAAGGUAAUGCCUCAGUCAGCUGGGCAGGUGGGGGAUAAGGAAGACAUGUUCCAGAAUGUUCUUUCCCAAGUUGCUGAGCAGUUUAGCAGAGCUUUUAGGAUCAACGAGUUAAAGACGGAGGUGACAAACAGACUGGCCAUGCUGGAGAAGAGAGUGGAGUUGGAAGGCCUGAAGGUCGUUGAGAUUGAAAAGUGUAAGAACGACCUGAGGAAAUUGAGAGACGAGAUGACUUCCAAGGGAGGAGCAAGGGUGACAUGUGGCUGCAAAUACAGCUUCACAGAAGAUGGAAAGAAGCUGUCGCCAAGGCGCGACGUUCCAAACUACCCAAAGUACACUCUGUCUCAGGAGACCAUUGAAGCCCUUAAGAAGCCAACAUUUGAUGUCUGGCAUUGGGAACACAAUGAGAUGUUGAGUUGCUUGGAGUACAUGUACCACGACCUCGGCCUUGUCAAAGAAUUCAAUAUGAACCCCAUCACACUCAAACGAUGGCUGCUAGGCAUCCAGGAGAAUUAUCGCAGCAACCCUUUCCAUAACUUCCGCCACUGCUUCUGUGUCAGUCAGAUGAUGUAUGGGAUGAUCCACCUCUGUAACCUCCAGGAGAGGCUGACCAUGACUGACAUGUGCAUCCUCAUGACAGCUGCUGUGUGUCAUGACCUGGACCACCCUGGCUAUAACAACACGUACCAGAUCAAUGCUCGUACAGAGCUAGCGGUGCGCUACAACGAUAUCUCUCCCCUUGAGAACCAUCACUGCGCAGUGGCCUUCCAGAUCAUCUCUAUGCCUGAGUGUAACAUCUUUGCUAACAUUGAGUCAGAGGCCUUCAAGCAGAUACGCCAGGCUAUUAUCACUCUCAUCUUGGCUACUGACAUGGCAAGACAUGGGGAGAUAUUGGAUUCCUUCAAACAGAAAGUGGACAACUUUGAUUUCACUAACGAUGAGCAUGUAACUUGUCUAAAGAUGGUUCUUAUUAAAUGCUGCGACAUCUCCAAUGAGGUGAGGCCUACAGAAGUGGCUGAACCUUGGGUGGAUUGUCUACUGGAAGAGUACUUUAUGCAGAGUGAUAGAGAAAAGUCAGAGGGUCUGCCUGUGGCUCCUUUUAUGGAUCGGGACAAAGUCACCAAACCCACUGCCCAAAUUGGCUUCAUCAAAUUUGUCCUCAUUCCCAUGUUUGAGACUGUAAUGAAGCUCUUCCCCCAGAUAGAGGAGAUUAUGGUGCAACCAUUGCGGGAUUCCCGAGACCACUACGAGGAACUGAAACAGAUUGACGAUGCCAUGACUGAGGUACAGUUCAGCCCUUCACGUCACACCACAUUAACCUAUUGUCAUGUUCAUUUUCUUUCAAUUCAGUAAUAUUUAAUAAUUAUUAAAUAAUUAAUAAAUAUAUGGGAAUUAAGAGGUUUUUUUUUUACUCGUUUUCAACAUUGAAAUACACCAGAGUACUACUGAUAAUAGUUAUUUGUUCUUACCCUGCCUACAUUAUUGAAUGAAAUUAGCGCACAAAUGCUAACCUGAAGGUGUGUCUUUUGUUCUAUGAGGCACAGAAGAAAAAAAGUGAGAGCAUGUCAUUAGGCGGGAAGAAGAAGUAGACUCUUCCGGCAAACUCAGUGGGUACGGUGUAAGUAAGAUUAAACGAUAGAUGUGACAAGUACCCUCCUUUCUCACUCUUUGACACAUUCCUGUCAAUAGUUGCCGUUUCAGACAUAGCUAGAACACACUGACCAUUUGCUAUGUUCUUAACUGUGUGUAACGUAGCUUCAUAGGGUAGCUUCAGUUCCAGGGGACUGAGGACAUCUUGUGGAUGUUACAGCAUUUGCAGAAUGAAAACCUGGACAUUGUGACAUUGCAGGCAUGGACGGUGCUCUUGCUGCAGAAACACAAUUGACCUUUAUACUGAUAAGCCGUUUUUGUCCUUGAUUGCAAAACAAAGCAACAUGCUGAAAAAGACUGCUGACAGACUGAAUUCCAACAAUACCAAUAUCAAAAUAUAGCUGCAAGCAGCAAGGAGGUGUCCAAGCCGGAUAAAGAGGGUAAAAUGAACGAAAAACAUUUUUGGCAUCCUCACAGGGUUCUGAGUAAAUGCAGCUUUGAAUCCAUCAAAGAUUUGCUGAGAUACGACCCAACUUCCUGUUU
Messenger RNA from Hypomesus transpacificus, 2335 nucleotides. It is a transcript of the gene pde9ab, whose product is annotated as phosphodiesterase 9ab. Bases 131 to 1555 code for a protein of 474 amino acids. The transcript has 16 exons. Gene Ontology annotation, biological process: cGMP catabolic process. The record is from RefSeq and is a predicted model, not a curated record. NCBI's taxonomy places the organism in Eukaryota, Metazoa, Chordata, Actinopteri, Osmeriformes, Osmeridae. Gene Ontology annotation, molecular function: 3',5'-cyclic-GMP phosphodiesterase activity.